AAAAAAAAAAAACAUGGAAAACCAGAGAAUUAGCUCAAAAAACUAUGUCUCUGCUUGGAAUUUGGGGGCUUUAGUUGUCACUGAAAUGGCUCUGAAAGCUGCGAUCGAGCUCAAUGUCUUCAAUAUCAUUGCCAAUUCAGGACCCGGAGCUCAUCUCACAUUGAAAGAAAUUGUAUCUCAAAUCUCAACUAAGAAUCCAAAUGUAGCAGCUGCGAAUUUGAAGCGAAUACUAAGAGUCCUAAGUGUUCACUCUCUACUAUCUGUACAAAGGCCAAGCUCAAAUGGUAAAACAAUGCAAGAAGAGACUUAUGGUCUAACAAAGGAGACUCUUUGCCUAGUUCCAAAUGAAGAUGGAGCUUCCUUAGCUCCAUUUAUUUUGUUAUAUUCUGAAAUGUACAUGGUGAAAAGCUUAUCCAUGCUCAAAGAAACAGUACUUGAACCUGGGUGCCUUCCUUUCAACAAGGCUUAUGGUGUGUCCAUAUAUGAGUACAUGUCUGAGAAACCUAACCUGAGCCAAUUGUUUAAUAAAGCUAUUGGCCAAAGUACGAUCCUCGAUUUUGAAGAGGUGUUAAAGGUUUACAAAGGUUUUGAAGAGCUAGAAGAGUUGAUGGAUGUUGGAGGAGGUGAUGGAACGACAAUUUCAAAAGUAGUAUCUAGAUAUCCACACAUUCAUGGGAUUAACUUCGAUUUGCCUAACGUUAUCGCUCAAGGAACUGCUAGAUAUCAAACAGGUGUGAAAUAUGUUGGUGGAGAUAUGUUUCAGUUUAUACCAAAUGCACAGUCCAUUAUGUUGAAGUGGGUACUUCAUAAUUGGGACGAUGAUCUAUGUAAGAAAAUAUUGAAGCGUUGUUGGGAGGCAUUACCAAAAACUGGGAAGGUAAUAGUUGUAGAACUUGCAAUACCUGAAAUAUUAGAGAAAACCGAAGAGUUAAAGAAAAUAGUGGCAUUAGACAUGGUCAUGAUGACUAUUCACGGUGGUAGAGAACGAACAACUGCUGAGUUUGACGACCUAUCAAAAGCUGCAGGCUUUGUUGAAACAAAGAUUUUUUCGAUUUCAAAUGGGUGUUAUGUUAUGGAGUUUCACAAAGUUGAAACAUAUUAGAUAGAUGAUAUAUAUGAUCAUCUAAGAGACAUGUCUUUCUCCUUUUAGGUACAUGAAUAAAUUCAUGAGCCUCUCCUAUGCUUCGUACAUGAGAGUAAUCAUGCAGCUGAUUUUUAGCAAACCAUAAAACUAUUUUUAUUUAUUUUAUUGGUGAGAUGCACAACCCAGGGUGUAUUUAUUUUUUAGUUUUAAUUUGGCUUGUUUGUAACUCUAUGUUCUUUGAGGUUUGGUUCCUACCUCUCAUUGUACUUGUUCUAAUAUU
Messenger RNA from Rosa rugosa (rugosa rose), 1364 nucleotides. Its product is annotated as (S)-scoulerine 9-O-methyltransferase-like. Bases 14 to 1102 code for a protein of 362 amino acids. The record is from RefSeq and is a predicted model, not a curated record. Gene Ontology annotation, molecular function: protein dimerization activity; O-methyltransferase activity; S-adenosylmethionine-dependent methyltransferase activity. Lineage: Eukaryota; Viridiplantae; Streptophyta; Magnoliopsida; Rosales; Rosaceae. Gene Ontology annotation, biological process: methylation. The transcript is spliced from 3 exons.